This is a messenger RNA of Epinephelus fuscoguttatus (brown-marbled grouper), 2225 nucleotides long. RefSeq names its product vascular endothelial growth factor D (gene vegfd). Gene Ontology annotation, biological process: induction of positive chemotaxis; vascular endothelial growth factor receptor signaling pathway; sprouting angiogenesis. The record is from RefSeq and is a predicted model, not a curated record. Bases 484 to 1410 code for a protein of 308 amino acids. Gene Ontology annotation, molecular function: vascular endothelial growth factor receptor 3 binding; chemoattractant activity; growth factor activity. The transcript has 8 exons. Gene Ontology annotation, cellular component: membrane. NCBI's taxonomy places the organism in Eukaryota, Metazoa, Chordata, Actinopteri, Perciformes, Serranidae.
AGUGUGUGCUGAUGAGAAGUCCUCAAGGGGAUCUUGAAUUUAUUUUUUUUCUGAGGUGAUUUUCAGCUUCUGACUUGUGCCCGCCUUGUUAUUUAACAGGACACCUCAGGUUCUGCAUCAAAGCAUCUGCAGUGAGAGGUGCAUGUUUUAAAGCCUCUUUAACCUUCUCCAUUUGGCUGGUGGGUGUCUGGGUUGCUGCGACAGGUUACGUCUGGCUCACACACUCUCACACACACACACACACACACACACACACACACACACACACGCUCUUUACUGUGCAGCUGGAAAGAUCAAGAGUUUGUGUUACACAUACCUGCACUGAGAGGACUGAGGGGUGUGUGUGUGUGUGUGGUCUGAGGGACUCAGCUGGUCUGGGAGUCAGAGAGGCAGCCAUCUCUAAGUGCUUUCGGCAAGAAGAAAAAGGAGACAAGUUCAUACUGCAGAGUGCUUCUCACAGACUGCGGGCAGAGCCAAGGGAUAAUGAUGAAGAUUAAACGGACUCUGUGUAGAUUCUCCUGUUUGGUGACUCUGUUGGUGGAGCUGAGUUGGAUAAACGUGGGCCACAGCAUGCACACAGAAGGAGGAAGUAGGCAGGAAGCGAAGCAGUGGGAAAGGAAGGUGCGGUCAGCCUCCAGCCUGGAUGAACUGCUGAGGCUCGCAGACUUUCCAGACUGGAAGUUGUGGAAGUGUCGUCUGAGACUGCAGCAGCCAGAGACCCUCUCUUCUCCACCUUCAGUGGGCUCACACCGCUCGACACGCUACGCUGCCGAAUCUUACAGCCUGGAGAUACUCAAAGCCAUAGAUGAAGAGUGGCAGCGGACUCAGUGCAUGCCGAGGGAAACGUGUGUCGACGUGGCCAAGGAGCUUGGCACCGACCCCUCAAUGUUCUUCAAGCCACCUUGUGUGUCCGUCCACAGGUGCAGUGGCUGCUGCAACCAAGAAGGAGUCACCUGCAGAAACACAACGACUGUAUAUGUGAAUAAAACUGUCCUGAGUGUGAUUCCCUUCAAGUUUGUACCCGAGCCCGUGCUAAUAAAAGUAGCUAAUCAUACAGAGUGCCGGUGCAUGGAGCCUGCCAUAAUACGACGUAAUGCUGAACCUCAGGGGAGCAGUGGCUGCUCUCCGAUGGGCCAGCGGUCAGAGGCAGAGGACUCCAGGAGACUUUGUGCCAGUGGGCUGAUUUGGGAUUGUUCAUCUGACAGAUGCAUACCUUACCCUUCCAGCACAGAAGAGUUACCACUCAGUUCAUGGAUGCCUGACUGUGAGAUAGACGUCGAGCGCUGUGACUGUCUUCCCAGACCUGUGCCGACUCUCCAGCCGAGACUGAUCCAUCGCUGUCAUCUCAACUCUUCCAUCUGCGCCCGGAGAAAUCAGCGUUUUCAUCAAGCCUCCUGCAGAUGCAAAUGAUCCAUGUAGAAGUCCACGGGGGGGGAAAUUACGACAACCUGCUCACCAAGGAUGUUUGGAGGCAGAGAAAAAAGGCUCAUAAUUUAUUUACAGUCCUAUUUAUGCCGAUCACUUUAACUAAUUAAGAAGAUAUUAACUCACAUGACCAUGUUAAUUGAUUUUUUAACAUGUUUACAUUUUAUUUCAAUCAAUGUUUAAAGUUUAUGAUUUGUACCUUUGUUCUUUGUGCACUGAAUAUGUAGUUUACAUUAAAAGAUUAUUUUUAUAAUUUGAAUCUGCGAUGAAUUUAUGGAUUAUUGCUUAUCUUCUGAUGGAUGCACUGUUUUUUAAUCUUCAUAAAUCAAUUUUCUCUUGUUUUUCAAAAUAGUGGAGUACAGACCUCACCGGGGCUUAAAAGGGUGCAAAACACAACUUUGGAGAAGCUUUUAAACUUGUUGCACACAUCAUGGGCAUCAAGGGCUGCUAAAUUCUGUCAUGGGAAAUUACAUUGUUCAGUAUGAUGGAGUAUAAGGGUGACAUUGAUCAACAAUCAGAUUCUGAGAAUUAAGUCAUAAUAUUGCAAGAAUAAAGUCCUAAUUGUGCUGGGGGAAAAAAAUCACAAUAUUACAAAAAUAAAGAGGUGAUUUAAUGAGAAUAAAGUCAUACUAUUUUAAGGAUAAAGUCAUGAUUUUAGAAGAAGAAAGUCCUUAUAUUAUGUAAUUAAACUUUACCAGAAACACUCAUAUUUAUGCCAGAAAGUCAGAUGACAUGGUAAAAAAAACAUGACAAACUACCUGACAGAGAGAAAAUGUGAUGGAUGAUGAAUGAACGGGACU